AUGGCUAACAGCAACCCACCAUCCCACGAACAACUUAAAAAGGAUCUUAAAAAGGAUGCCGAAAACACCAAAAACAGAGCCGCUGCUGAUGCUAAAGAAUUGAAGGAUCAAGGUCAAGCUAAGGCACAAGAAUUGAAGAAGGAAGGAAAAGCUAAAGCUCAAGAAGUGAAGAAGGCUAGUGAGGAAGAAGCUGAAGAUUUGAAAGAAGCCAGCAAAGAAUUGUACGAAGCCGCCAGAGAAAGAGGUGAAGUCAUAUACGAUGCUGCUCAAGAGAAAGGACACGAAGCUCUCGAAGCUACUAGAAAGGAAUUGGACCGUUUGGAAGAAGAAGGUAGAACUUUGUUUUCAAAACUCAGUGCAUCAAUACAACGAGGUGCCAACCAAUUUGGUCAAUUUUUACAAAGAUCAAGUCAAAACAUUCAAGCUGGUGUUUCCCAAGCAGCUUCUAGAACUGCCAUUGAAUUACAAAACCCAGUUGUUGUAACUCAAUUAUUUGUCAUUGCUGGUGGUGCCGCUGCUGGUUAUUUGGGUUGGAUUGAAAGAUACAGAAUCAGAAGUGACCACAAUCUUGUUGUUGGUAUUCAUGCUUCCGUUAUUACCGGAUUAGUUUUACUUGAUGGAUUCUUGUUCAACAAGUACUACCCACAAUACGACAAGAAAAGAACCACUGUUCGUAAGUAA
Messenger RNA from Lodderomyces parapsilosis, 681 nucleotides. RefSeq lists its product as uncharacterized. The record is from RefSeq and is a predicted model, not a curated record. The transcript has a single exon. Gene Ontology annotation, cellular component: mitochondrial outer membrane. The coding region runs from base 1 to 681 and encodes 226 amino acids. Gene Ontology annotation, molecular function: nascent polypeptide-associated complex binding. Lineage: Eukaryota; Fungi; Ascomycota; Pichiomycetes; Serinales; Debaryomycetaceae.